This is a messenger RNA of Clupea harengus (Atlantic herring), 4162 nucleotides long. It is a transcript of the gene slc36a1, whose product is annotated as solute carrier family 36 member 1. Gene Ontology annotation, cellular component: vacuolar membrane. Gene Ontology annotation, biological process: proton transmembrane transport; L-alanine transport; glycine transport. The record is from RefSeq and is a predicted model, not a curated record. Gene Ontology annotation, molecular function: amino acid:proton symporter activity; glycine transmembrane transporter activity; L-alanine transmembrane transporter activity. NCBI's taxonomy places the organism in Eukaryota, Metazoa, Chordata, Actinopteri, Clupeiformes, Clupeidae.
AUAUCCGUGUCAUGUGAUCACAUUGUGCACUUUUCAGGAAACGCGAGAAUCACAGGCUGACAACCAGCUCUGGGAGUGGAGUCUGAUGGGUUCGACUAUCUGGAUUUAACAUGGAGUGUAAGAAUGAACACCGCUGUUGAUCGUAGGGGAUGUGUUUGGGAUAUUGUUGUUUGCAUUGUAGGACGCUUCUGACAGAGCUGAUCUUCGCGCAUUUUAGAUGUGGGGCCUCUCACGUCUUCUCUUUAAAGUCGGGUAACUGACCAACAGACGCACGAAACGUCAUAUCAGCCAUGGCCUCUGACAUCACCUAUCACGAUGGUCCGCCUUUCUCCCGGAUAGAGGACAGUCCCAUGCAGGAAGAGCAGCCUGCAGAAUCGCCGGGCCCUCUGAGGGUCCAGAACGAGUACGAGCGCAUCGGCGGAAGAACUGGGUCCUCUUUCUUCCAGACCUUGAUCCAUUUAUUGAAGGGAAACAUCGGCACAGGGCUACUGGGCUUGCCUCUGGCUGUGAAGAAUGCUGGCAUUGUGGUGGGUCCCCUCAGUCUGUUUGUCUUGGGGAUUGUGGCCAUACACUGCAUGAGCCUACUUGUGAAAUGUUCUCAUCACCUGAGUGCCAAGAUGGGCAAACCUUUCCUAAAUUAUGGAGAAGCAAUGGAGUAUGGCAUGGAAAAUGUUUCUUGGUUGAGGAGGCACUCCGUUUGGGGAAGACAUGUGGUGAAUCUGUUCCUGAUCAUUACUCAGUUGGGAUUCUGCUGUGUCUACUUUGUGUUUCUGAGUGACAAUGUCAAACAGAUAGUGGAAGCAGCGAAUGGAACGACGUGGAACUGCCAGAGCCACACCAACGAGACCACAGUGAUGGUUCCCAGCAUGGACUCCCGGCUCUACAUGCUCAGCUUCCUGCCCUUCAUGAUCCUGCUAGUGUUCACACGCAACCUCAGUAUUUUGGCGCCAUUCUCCACACUCGCCAACCUCGUCAUGGCUGCUAGCCUGGUGCUAAUCUAUUACUACUGUUUCACGAAUAUUUCGCUCCCCAUCGACCUGCCACUGGCGGGAAAUGCAAGGGACUACCCUCUCUUCUUUGGAACAGCGAUUUUCGCCUUUGAGGGGAUCGGAGUGGUACUGCCCCUGGAGAAUAAGAUGCAGAAGCCGCAGAACUUCAGCAUGGUCCUUUACGUGGGCAUGGGCGUCGUAACCUUUCUCUACAUCAGCCUCGGCACCAUAGGCUACCUCUGUUUCGGGGAGCACAUUGGUGGGAGCAUUACCCUAAAUCUUCCCAACUGCUGGAUGUAUCAGAUCGUGAAGCUGCUCUACUGCUUUGGCAUCUUAAUAACCUACGCCCUCCAGUUCUACGUUCCGGCUGAGAUCCUGAUCCCUCAGGUGGUGAGGCGUGUGUCGGGGCGCCUAGAGCUGGUGGUGGACCUCAGCAUCCGAGUGGCUCUCGUUACCUUCACAUGUGCUCUGGCCAUCCUGAUCCCAGAGCUGGACCUGGUCAUCUCCCUGGUGGGCUCCAUCAGCAGCAGUGCCCUGGCCCUCAUCAUCCCGCCGCUGCUGCAGAUCCUCACCUUCCACAACGAGGGCCUCUCCUGGGGGGUGAGGCUCAAGAACAGCCUCAUCAGCACGGUGGGCCUGGUGGGCUUUGUGACCGGUACCUAUAUCUCCAUCGAGCAGAUCAUUGCCCGCAAUGCCGCCCGCCACAAGGGGAUGUCCUUCCAGGUGAUGUGAAGAUGAUGGUGGAGGAAGAGGAGAGGUGGAAAGGAAGUUUCUGACAGAUGAUUUUGGACUGGCAUCCUCUUUUUUUGUAAAUGCUGCUUCAUCCAUUGAUUUUGAUUCCUUCCCCAGAUUUACUACUGUUAUUACGAUUAUGUCUUUAUUACGAGUAUCAGAGUGUUUUUACAUCAGUUGAUGUGUAGGUACUGUUUUACUGUGUUUGAUACUGAACGGGGUGCAGUCGUUGCAGUCCCAUCAGGUAUUCUGGGAAAGCUCUUUAUUUGCAAGGCCUUGAUUUGUCCUGCUUCAUCUCGAUUUUAACAUUUCUAGAUAUUUCAAGCUUUUGACUAUUAAUUAGCUAAUUUACUGUGGCUUUUUGUUUUAUUUUUGUUUUUUUAUGACCACACAUUGUAAAUCACAUAUUGUAAAUUAUGUCCCUUAUUAGACAUUAUUGUGUACAUUUCAGGAAAAUAUUCUAGCUGUUGUAUGGGCAGCUGAAAGGGAUUUCAAUGAACUUCCAAUGUUUAGUUUAUAAGUGGUCUCUGACCUAUUGGUGUAUCUUAUGCUGAAGUUGAUGUGCAUAUAAUGGCAACAUAUACUCAUUGCUCCAUCUUUUCAAUGCAUUAUUUGCUAAUGUUGUUUAUUAGGUACUGACCAGAACAGGAUGUGUACACUUCCCUGAACACACUCUAGAUUUGAAAGUUACCAAGAAAAGGCCUUGGUCCUACGGUUGAAUAUGGGUUAGAGUUUCUUCAGUUCCUGACCGAAGUCCCUGCGCACUGAACAAACUCCCCGCGGAGGACAACGCCCCUAUUUUAAAGCUCAUUCUCUUUAAAGGCUGAUAAUCGGGAGCAGUUCUAUUUUAACGGACCACCCUCCUUAGCUGUGGGGCUUUGCUUGUCUGAGACCGACCAGAGUCUCACUCUCAAACGGUAUGCUCAAAAAGACUUGGAAGUAUUUGUCUCCUCAAUGUGGUUUGAAAAGAUAGGGAAAGAUCAAAGGGGUGAGGAAAUGGUGUGGGCCCGUGUGACAGAAGACAUUAGACAAAACGGAAGCGUAUAGAAUUCAACAAGAUGAGUGCAUUUUCAGGUCUCCGACUAAAGUGAAAAUUAAAUUCCUCUUGUAAUGCACCAUUAAAGACAGUGUCUGUCCCUGUGCUGCCUUGUCAGUUGAUGUUUUGGUGAAACUUGCAAAGCAAGGUGUGUAGACAGGACUGAAGUGUUCUUUUCUUGCUUUUAAGGGGUUUUUAUUUUUUACUUUCUUUUCCAGUACCAAACUCCAUUUUAAUUAUUUAUCGACUGUCUUUUGAAGGUUUUUUUUUUUUUUUUAAACAAUUUGUGAUGAAAUGCUUUGAAAUGUUGUGAUUAUUAGAUUAUUACAUCAGAGUUAUAACCUCAAAAUGUUAGGUUUAGGACUGAUGUAUUCUAGAAGAGAAAAACCUUUCAAGGGUGGAAAAUUAGCUGAAAUAUAUUCGCUUCUGUAUUCUUCUCUUGUUCUGCAAAGCCAGGCAUAAUUUGGUCAGUAAAACAACCCUUGCUUGAUUUUAAGUCUAAACACACAUUUCGAAUUAUUAUUAUUGUUUAUUUAUUUAUUUUUGCAUCUCUGCAACUUACCCAUCUUAACAGCAGCCACAGCUCUGCAUAGCCACUCUGUACACAUAUUAUGAUCAAAUGCCAGGUUUAAAGUUAUCAGCAUUUUUUGCAUCUCUGCAACUUACCCAUCUUAACAUUAGCCACAGCUCUGCAUAGCCACUCUGUACACAUAUUAUGAUCAAAUGCCAGGUUUAAAGUUAUCAGCAUUUUUUGCAUCUCUGCAACUUACCCAUCUUAACAUUAGCCACAGCUCUGCAUAGCCACUCUGUACACAUAUUAUGAUCAAAUGCCAGGUUUAAAGAUAUCAGCAUUUUUAGAAUAAAAUAUUACCUUCUUUUAAAGCUACUUGAUUAGAAUAGGUUUUCUUAAUGUUUCUUUUAAGUGUUAAGUUUGUAAAACCUUAAUGACACUGUACAUACUGCUUGCCAAAAAUGUCAUUAAAUGAUUGACAAAGAAGCCACAUUUGCAGUCUGACACUGCGCAGGAUAAUUUUGCACAUUGCUGGUUAUGACACGCUCUCAGCCUGAAGUCUCUCUUCUCUUCAGCAGAGGUUCUCAACUGUGGAGCUCACGGUUCCUCAAGUCUCUUGCCUUCCAGCCAUUCAUUAGUUUUACUCAAGUGAUUAAUUAGUGAAUUAGAUCAUGAGCCUAACGAUGAAUGUCAGAUGGGAGGUAAAACAAUGCUGAAGAGGUCUUGAACGGGACAAUCUGCAAAGGCACGGUUGAUGACCUGUGCUGAUGGUUAUUUGUAGUUCACAUGUUAGUUGUUCUCCACGGGAUGUACUCUCUGUCAGUGAUGCUUUGUCAAGGUAUGCCAUGAGGUGCUAUGACACAGUGUAAAAUAAAAUGGCACAUUUUGAUGAAA